Gadus macrocephalus (Pacific cod) is the source of this 807-nucleotide messenger RNA. It is a transcript of the gene fam32a, whose product is annotated as family with sequence similarity 32 member A. The transcript is spliced from 4 exons. The record is from RefSeq and is a predicted model, not a curated record. Bases 92 to 439 code for a protein of 115 amino acids. NCBI's taxonomy places the organism in Eukaryota, Metazoa, Chordata, Actinopteri, Gadiformes, Gadidae. Gene Ontology annotation, cellular component: nucleolus.
UAUCCGAUAGAGGGCGACCAUCGUCAAUUCUGACACCUUCAUAAAAACAAAGCAGAAGAAAAGUGGUGGCCUGGCUUUAGCUUCUCCAACAAUGUCUGAUGAAUACGCCGCCGUUCAGAAAGGAUCCCUGAAAUUUAAAGGGUUGGGAGAUAUUUCUAAAGGGAAAAAGAAGAAGAAGAAGGAUAAAGAAAAGAAAAAACGCCUGGAGGAGCAGAUUUUGACGAAUCAGUAUGACGAAGGGGGGGAGACCCAGAAAGGAUACGUUGACAAGAGGACACCAGCUCAAAUUGCCUUCGAUAAGACUCAAGAGAAGAGGCAAAUGGAAAGGAUUCUAAACAAGGCAUGCAAAACACAUAAACAUCGAGUUGAGGACUUUAAUCGCCAUCUGGACAAUUUGACUGAGCAUUAUGAUAUCCCAAAAGUCAGCUGGACCAAAUGAAAAGGAGCAGCGGUUGUUGACUUUUAUUUUGAAAUUCCAAUUUGGCUUUAUUUUACUUUUUUUUUCUAACUCGUUUGACAUUAACGGUAUUGUUGAUUUAUUUUCUAGUUGAUAUGCCUUUUCUUUGGUAGAAUUUGUCAAACAGAAAACACCUCUUGGUUUGCCUGGUUGUGCAAAUAUAAAUAAAAGUUGAGCCGAAAAGUUUGAUAAACAAUGUUUUCAUUAAGUUGCUGUAUUAAUAAUUAUAUGUGCAUAGUGAUUGUUCAAUAAAUUACAACGUCCAUGUGAUGAUGCAUAUUGUGUUGCUCCAGGCAUUCUAAAUUAAGCAAGUGAAAUGCAUUUCCUUCAAAUAAAUUCUUUGUCACUGA